This is a messenger RNA of Didymodactylos carnosus, 336 nucleotides long. The record is from the annotation of a GenBank genome assembly. Lineage: Eukaryota; Metazoa; Rotifera; Eurotatoria; Philodinida; Philodinidae.
AUGAAUAUGGAUCAUCAUGAAAAAUAUUUAAACAGUGAUUUAGUACAAUAUUUUUCUACUGUAAUUAAAAUAUUUACUAAAUUAGUAACAUUUAAUACUACAACGGCGGAACUAACGUUGAUAUUAGAUCCAAUUGUGAAAUUACAUUUUUCUACAAAUUAUAUUGAAGCUUUCAAGGCGCUCAGUCAGCGUACUCCAAUGACGUCGAAACAAGAAUUAUUACUAAUUACAUGUCCACUGUUUUUGUUUAAUUAUCAACCACUAUGUGAAUAUCCCGAAGAAACAGAACAAUUUUUAACAUCAAAAUCCGUUUCCCUACUUCACCGAUAUCUUUGA